This is a messenger RNA of Scomber scombrus (Atlantic mackerel), 949 nucleotides long. RefSeq names its product arginine and glutamate rich 1a (gene arglu1a). The record is from RefSeq and is a predicted model, not a curated record. Gene Ontology annotation, cellular component: nucleoplasm; mitochondrion. NCBI's taxonomy places the organism in Eukaryota, Metazoa, Chordata, Actinopteri, Scombriformes, Scombridae. Gene Ontology annotation, molecular function: cadherin binding.
AACCUCGACACACACCCGCCAUCUUUCUUCCCAGCGAGUUAGUAGGACAACACAACAACCACUUUUUCUCUAAUGACUAAUUCUACUUAAAAACAACCAUUAAAGCUGCUGUUUCCACUCCGUCGCCACCAACAACAAGUCAGUAGAGGAGCGGACGGGGCUGGAUUUUACAUAUCGAUCCUGUAUCAGCUAUAAAAAAAGAGUUGAAAGUUAAAAGGCUAGUAUGGGCCGAUCUCGCAGCCGCAGCUCAUCUCGCUCCAAACACUCCAAAAGCAGCAAACACAGCAAGAAGAGGAGCCGCUCUCGCUCCCGCUCCAGAGACAGAGAAAGGUCCAAGAAGCGCUCAAAGUCCAGGGAGGCCAAGAGGAACCACCGGCGAUGCAGGGAGUCCCGGUCCCGCUCCAGGUCGUGCACCGCCACCGGUUGUAGUAGCACCGGCUGCACCACCGGCGGCGGCUGCGGCGGCGGCGGCGGUACCACCAUCAUGGCGGCGGCCUCGUCCCGCAGAGAAAGAGCCGCCUCGCCGCCGGAGAGGAUCGACAUCUUCGGCCGCACGCUGAGCAAGAGGAACGCGCUGGACGAGAAGCAGAGGAAAGAGGAUGAGGAGAGGAAGAUGGAGAUGGAGAGGCAGAGGAAGAUACGCCAGCAGGAGAUCGAGGAGAAGCUGAUCGAGGAGGAGACGGCGCGGCGGGUGGAGGAGCUGGUGGCCAAGCGCGUGGAGGAGGAGCUGGAGAAGCGGAAAGACGAAAUCGAGCGGGAGGUGCUUCGGCGCGUCGAGGAGGCCAAACGCAUCAUGGAGCGGCAGCUGCUGGAGGAGCUGGAGAGGCAGCGGCAGGCCGAGCUGGCGGCGCAGAAAGCCAGAGAGGAGGAAGAAAAAUCUAAGCGGGAGGAGCUGGAAAAAAUCCUGGAGGAGAAUAACCGCAAGAUCGCCGACGCUCAGGCCAAACUG